Messenger RNA from Angiostrongylus costaricensis, 1725 nucleotides. The record is from the annotation of a GenBank genome assembly. Lineage: Eukaryota; Metazoa; Nematoda; Chromadorea; Rhabditida; Metastrongylidae.
AUGGGCAAGCGGUUGAAUGCUCACAUUGAGUGGUUAGAUUCUGCUGGAUAUUCUCCUUAUGUCUGGCUUCGUGGAGAUUGGCAUCAGCCGUUACACCUCUUGUCAAAGUUGCUGGCCGAUGAACUAAACAAAAGACGACCGUCGAAUUCCACCGAUGACGUCACAUUUAAGAUUGGAUUCAAUACGAUGCUUCAGCUUGCAGAAGAAAUGCUCGGUGUUCCUUGCCUUAUCACCGAAAAAGACCUGAUGAUUCAUUACCCAAACAUAAUGCUUGCCAUGCUUGUGUACCUCAUUUGCGUUAAGCACUCAGUGGACUUCGUUGAUAUAAAAUCUCUUCGUAGUACUGUGGCUCCGAAACUCGUGUUUGAGGCCAGAAAUGCUGGUGACGCUCAGCUUCCUAGGUGUGCAUCCUGUUCUGAACAUGUUUUUAUCAUUGAAAGAGUGGUCAUUGAAUCCUGUGUAUGGCAUAGGCAUUGUUUCAAAUGUGUUCAGUGCACUAAUAUGAUGAGGACUGGUGGUUUCAGGAAGGGUAAGAGGGGUUACGAAUGCGUCACUCACGCUGUUCGUCGUAUCCUUGGUGUUCCAGAAGAAAAGAGGAGCAUAAGACCUCAGAUUGCCCCACCAGAAGUACCUUCAGCUAAUUCAGUCACUGUAGAGUUAGGCUCUAAAAAAAACGCAUCGAAGAGUUCCGUACCACCUCCUAUCUCGCCGAAACCCAAAUUGGGGUCUUCUAAGCAGAAACCUUCACUACCUCCAAAACCUGCGAGCUUAUCGGUAUUCAAGGAACAACGAACAGCCGCUGUUAUCAAAGAUUUCAAGCCCGCUGAGCCGACAAGUGAUAACGAAAUUGUCUCAGUUGAAUCGGAGCAUUCCGGAGACUCUGGGAUUGUUAUAAGAGCGCAGAACGUACUCGUAGAUACCGAUGCCGAAGGCUAUGAGAUUGUCUCGGUACUGAUCCACCUUUCUCCACAUCGACCGAAGCGAGCCUCACUGAUGUUUACCAGUGCUCGAAUUGAACCAAAAUUUGCCACAGAAUCGGCUCUGUUAAGCGUUUCAACCGUUGCAGAGAAGUCAACAACUAUUCCACUCGACAGAGCAACGUGUAGCGAUCACAAUGAGUCAGGCCGUCAGUCUAUUUCGUCGUGGCUUCUAAUGGAGGACUCUACCGAUAGUUCAUAUAUAUUUACUGAUAGUGAUGAGGCGUUUAUUGGCGAAUCGAGAAACCCUUUUGCUGAUAGUGACGAUGACUGUAAAGCUCCGGCGGCACACACUUUUUCCGGAAUUCUGACACCUGUGUCUACACUUCCUGGUGAGUCCAAUCGUCCAAAGUGCACGCCACCUCCUCCUCCACCUAUAUCAAGUUCUUUUCCGAACAAGGCAAUCUUCGCUGAGAAUAAUGCUUUGGGAGGCACUAAUGAAAUCACAAAAAAGCUUGAAAAAUUAGAUGUUGAUCUGGAAAGGAUAAUGCGAGAAGGAAAGCAACUGGAAGUGGAGAUGCUAUUUCUAAUAACUCAAAAUCCUAGUGACUGGUUGAAAAUGCCAAGAACUGAGGAUUUCAUCGAAGUCAUGUGUAAAUUUUUAGACGUUCUUCGGGAAAGUACCAAAUUGCAGUUUAUAUGGCGUGAAACUUUCCUUAAUGAGAUGCAUUCCGAAACUGAAUACUUUCUUCGGCAGAUUACCUCCAAAAACACUCAGAGCGGUAAGCGCUGUAUCAUAUUUGUAUGA